AUGGAUCAAUACCAUUACCACGGGCGAAAAAUGGACCGAUUGUACAGCGCGAUGCACAUAACCAAUGAAGGCCCGGUGACUAUCGAUGACCUUAUGUACCGAUGUACACGAUUGGGACGGUCUCUUCAAGACAAGUACUCGGAAUUGGUCGGCCGGACAGCGGUGACGUUGCUCAAGAGGGAAAUGGUUUGCGGACACGGAGUUCAAAUGACCAGAAGCGAAUUGAAUGCGCACAAGGUCAUGUUCGUGGCACUGAAUCUCGUCGAUCUGACGUUGAAUGCCUAUGAGUCGGAUUACAACGAAGCGUGUCAAGAGCUACUUCAGAAAAAAAGCUCGAUCAGUAUGAAAAAGAAAGGUUCAAUAUUUUUAGGUUAGAAUUCUUAUAGUUUAUAAGUAGGAACUAGGGUGAUGACUUUGAGUAUAAAAUAUUUCACUUUUGAAACUAUACAUUUUGAAAAAAACUUUUUUGAUUUUGUUUUAUUAAGUCCUAACUAGGGUUGGGAUUUUAUAAAAUGCUACAGCCAUCUAAAAACUAUAAACAUUAUUACCUAUUCUUAAUUUUUAAACUAUAUAUUGAAUGUUAUAUUCGAAAUUAUAAUUAGAAUAAUUAGAAUAAUUAGAAUAAUUAGAAUGCAUCGUCUUGCACUCCGGAAUAUUUUUCUCUUUUAUAGUAGGUGAUUUUACUUUGAAUCCAAAAUUAAGCGAUUUCUGCGCAGUCUGCGUGAGGUAGAUUUUACUAUAAUAUUAUUGUCCGUUAAUUGGACUGGACAGCACAUGCGAGUAUGACGUCCAGAGUGGCAGAGUAAUCUUAAAAUUUGUUUUAUUACUAUAAAAUUAAAUCCUGACUAUUUUGCGUUUUAGAUGUUAGUAUUAUGUUUCCAUUUUUACCAGCUUUUAAUAAAAAUUGGGUCAUACUUUCUGAAAAAAGUUAUUAUUGCUUAAUUAAAAAUAUUCAAAUACAGUAAAACUUUCAUGUUUAACGAAGGGUCCCGAAAUAAUGACCGUCCUAUAGAGGUGUCCUAUAAAGGCAUAUCACUUGACGGGACCAAACAAAAUUACCUAAAAUGACAUAGUAGUAAUAUAUAAUGCUUACUUAAUUAUUUUACCAUAAUAGCCAUAUUAUGGUAAUAAUGGUAUAUGCCAAUAUACAGGCUGUUUCAAGAAGAUAUACCCCUUGAAUAUCUCCAAAGAUAAUAAAGAUAAUUAAAUUUUGUUUUUAUAUACAUUAUUCAGAAGGAUGAGGAUUACAAAUAUUUGUAUUUUAAUUACAUUUUUUUGGUAUUAAGCGAAAAAUAACUUUUUGUUUUUUAUUUUUAGAAAAUUUUAAGAUAACCAUUCUGUAGAGUUUAUUUUUCUGAAAAUGUUAAUGUAUCACACAUUUAUAUCCGAUGAAAAAUAAACUCUAUAGAAUGGCUAUCUCAAAAUUUUCUAAAAAUAAAAAAAUAAUUUUUUUUACAACAAUUUUUAUAAAUAUUUAUAGUCCUCAUCCCCGUGAGUAACAUGAAAAACAGAAUAUGAUUAUCUUAAUUAUCUCCCGAGAUAUCCAAGGGGUAUAUCUUCGUUAUUUGUUAUUUAUUUAUAUAUUGUUAACAAAGCAUCACUAUCAACUGAACUCCGCUCAGAAUUGUUUUUUCGUUAGCAACGGUUUAUCGUUAAUUACAGAUAUCUGUUAUACAUUAAAUCCCCUUAUGUAUCGUACCUUCUCUACUUCCCACCUACAACAGUGGCUACACCCGUCCCCAUUAUUUUAGGACGGCUUUUAGAUUCUGAGUAGAGCGAAGAAUCUUAUGAUUUACCAAGAUGUUUAUUUAUUUAUUUUUGUUAUCUGUGCGUAACUAGUCUACCAGAAGACUUGCUCGGGGAUUUCUAAGUGUAGCACUUUUUCUGAAAAGAAAUUAGUGUGUGGAGAUACUUUAAGAAGGUAAUUUUUCGAUUUUCUCAGGAGUUUACUCAUCAAAUUUGAAAAACCGAAAAAAAAAAUGUACGAAAUAUAUUACUAAAAUAUUACGAUUAUUUUUUUUGUGCAUAACUUUUCAACCAGCAAUUUUAAUCCAACUUAUAAUGAUAGCAAUAUUUUUAAAGGGAAUUUCAUUGGAGAGGUACUUUAGAGAGGUUACUUUUUCGAUUUUCCAGAGUUUUCCAGGUAAAUUUGAAAAACCGGGAAAAACGUAAUAGGAAAACUGGAAAAAUCAGUAUAACAUUAAAAAAUUAUUAAAAAAAAUAUAGAAAGCCUAUUUAAUUAUUUUACUAUAAUAUGACAUAUAAAUUGUUGAUAAAGCAUCACUAUUAACUGAACUCCGAUAAGAAUCGUUUUUUCUUAAGCAAUGGUUUAUUGUUACUUACAGGUAUACAUUAAAUUCCCGUUUCAUUAUCCUGGGACGUCUUUUUUAUAAUAAAGUUUCAAUAUUAAAUUUUGACGAAAAUCAGUAUGUGGAAAACAUGUGUAAAAAAUCUCAUAGACCUAUUGUUAUCCCAAAAAUCGUAAGUUUAAACCCGAGUACUGAAAAAUAUUUGUUGCAAAAUCAUUUUGGUUAGGUAACAAGGAAAAAACAAAUGCAUUUUGGAUGCAUUUAGAGACCCAAGCCGUCGAUCGUUAAUUAUUUUAAUAGAAAAAUACCCCUCGAUUUAUUGUAUACAUUUUUCUACCAGAAAUUUUGCUCCGAUGUAUCAAUUGUAGCACGUAUUCCUAAAGGAAACGUUAUCUACAUGGUUAUCUACUAUAAACAGGUCAUUUUUAGAUUUUCUAAACGCUUUUCGUCAUAAUUGGAAAAAAUUGGAUAAAAAGUCGGUAAAACGGGAAAAUUUACGAAAUUAAUGUUUUUAUAUCUAUUUUAGUUUAGAAUAUUCUUAAUAACUUAACAUUUAGACAGAAAAUUUAUUUUUACCUUUUCUAGACGUCGUAAAACUAUAAAAAUAUUUGAGCAAUUUUUGAGUUAUUUAUAGAAAUUUUAAUUUUGAGCAACUUUUAUCUGAUAAGUACUCGUGGAUAAAAUUGUUAGACUAAACAGAAAUGCUGUAUUCAAUAAACAUUUAUUUUAUUAUAAUAUAACAUUAUAUAUUGUUGAAAAACAAAAAUAUUAACCAAAAUCCACUCAGAAUCGUUUUUCGUUAUCAAUGAUUAAACUUUAAUUACAGAUAUAUAUUAAAUUUCCCUCUAUAUCCUACCUUCCCAAUUUCUCAUCUACAACAGUGGUCCACCCAUCUAUCGAAGUAUAUUCUUUUUUUAAAAUUGUUUAAUUCUUUGUUACCUUCCUACUUUUGUGUUUUCAAGACUGUGAAGUUUUAUAGUUCAUAAUUAGAAUAUGUUAAAAAAUUAUGAAAAAUUUAAAAUAUUAUAUUAUUGAGUCUACACAUAAUACAUUCAUGUGCAGUAUUUGUCAAAAACGAGUAAGUAACAUUGAGGAAGUUUAUAUAAAAUUAAUUAUGGUUCAUAAAAACCUAGUAUGUACAAAAACAUAUAUAUGUAUUCAAUUUAAAUUUUUAACCAUGUAUCAAAAUAAAUUUAAAUUUAAAACCUUGUUUCAAAUUAGAAUUUGAUUUAUUAUCAUUUUUAAAAACAAAUUAAUUACCAAAAAAUUAUUAUAUUAAGUUGGGAACAGUGCUUGACUUGCAAAGUGCAAAAUAGAUAACUACUUAUUUGGAAGGCAUUGGAUGGUAUUGUCAUUUGUAUAAAAAUAAAUUUUCAUUGAACAAAAUAUCUAUACAUUACGCAGUCAUCUAAUUUAUUUUUCCAUCAAUUACAACUCAUGAUAAACUUUAUGAUAAUUUUUUAACCAUUUUUGCUGGACAAAACCAAUUUUAUCCACAUAAAAACUAAAAAAACAAGAAGAUUUUAAAUGGCUACAAAUUUUUUGUACAAACAUUUUUAGAAUAUUUUGAAAAUUGUAUACCAUAUCUAGAAAGGGCUAAUAUAAUGUAGUUAUAUAAAAGUAUUUGGGGAAAUACGGUUUUUUUUUAUCGAUUUACAAAAAUAAAAUAAAAUUGAUUAUAAUAAAAUCUCAUAUUGUGUAAAUAUACUAGUUUUUCCAAAGUUUUUCUAGGUUUUUCACAUUAUUAAAAAAACUACAUUGAAAAUAAAAAAAAUGAUCUCUUCAUCAAAUCUCCCUAAAGUACCACCUCAAUCAGAUUUCCUUUCAGAAAAUGUAUUCUCAUUGUAAAUCAAAACAAAAUUGCUAGUAGAAAAGUUGUCCAUGAAAAAAAAAAUUUUAAAAAAAGACAGACAAUACUGCACACAAUGUAAAUUGACGAUGGGCCACUAUAAUAGAUGAGAUAUUGAGAAGAUAGGAGAAAGAAGGGAAUUUAAUGUAUAUCUGUAAGCAAAAUUUAAUCAUUGCUAACAAAAAACGAUUCUGAGUGUAUUUUGGUUAAUAUUAUUACUUUUCAACAAUAUAUUAUGUCAUAAUAUUAUAGAAAAAUAAAUGUAUACUGAAUACAAAAUGUCUGUUUAAUCUAACAAUUUUAUCAACAAAGUACCUCUCAAAUAAACAUUACUCAAAAUUAAAAUGUCUAUAAAUAACUCAAAUAUCUCUACGCGUCUUUGCUAAUGAAAAAUGAUUUUAAGCGAAGUUUGGUUAUACAUGUUUAAAAGACCAUAAUACUUAGGAUUUUCAUCAAAAUUUGACAUUCAAAUUCUUAUAAAAAAAAAUAUGUUACAUUAACUCAAAAUUUUCUUGUUAGACACUAAGUACAACUUAUAAAUAACCUCCUAUUAAAUUGUCAAGCAUUUUUGACGUCUGUUCGGUCUAACAAUUUUGUCCACAGAUGACCUAACAAAUAAAUCACCAACCGAGUAAAAAACUCGAAAAUUUUACCAUAUCUAAAAUAGACAAAUAUAAGGUUUCUGUCAAAAUCUCAAAACUAUGAAUUUUGUUUACUGAAUAACAAAAAAAAAAAACAAAAUUAAAUUAUUUUCGUACAUUUUUCCGUUUUUCCUACUCUUUUUCCCAUUUACUAUGAAAACCUCUGGGAAAAUUAAAUCCCUUAAGUACCGUCUCAGGAUAAUUCCUUUUCAAAAAGUGCUCUAUGUGAUACUUCGAAUUUCUGGUAGAAUUUUUGAACAGAGUAUAAAAAAAUUAAAAAAAAAAAACAUUGUAAAACCAAUACAUUCUAUGCUACACUCAGAACUCAGUUACUCGUUGCGUAUAAGUAUAUAUUGAAUUUUCCCUCUACCUUCCCAAUUUCUCACCUACAAUAGUAGCCUACCCAAUAUGCGAAUUAUGUCCGUAUCUUUUUACUUCUUUGAUUCGAAUAUUGUUUGAAAACAUUUCACAGUUUGACUGUAUACUAGAAAUAGAAGGACUAAAAAUACUAUAAUAUAGCCUGCCGCAUACAACAUAAUAUAUGUUUAAUGGGUCAAUAGUGUAUGUAACUAAAAAAUCACAAUAAUUUCAGAAAAUGAAGAGUCCAUCAAUACUACUGUGGACAUGCAGGACCAGUCAAAAGAGUGUGCCAUUAUUAGAGAGGAUUGGAUAGAAAUGACAAAACCUAUGAUCUACAAACAUUUAGAAUGGGCAGUUGACAGAAUUUUAGAUUACAAUGUCCGAUGGACAGAAUGUCAACACAGAAUAGACGAUGAGACCAUUAAUAAUAAACAUGCCCAGGACAGUGACCGCGUUUAAAUAGCAAAUAAAACUUGGAUAAUAAUUUAUUUUAAAAUUUUAGAAUUUAUUGGUUUUGCUAAGAUGUUUAUUUUUUUUCUUAUAUAUAUUAUGUAGGGUUAGGUUAAUCAAUAUGAUCAAAAAUAUCCUACCACAGUCAUAUGCAAGUAGCCGCUAGCCUGGUUUCUCCCGACAGCCGUCAAAUUGUAUGGCGAUUAACAAAAUUAUAAUUUACAAAUUUAUUUAAUUUUAUAUUGUAAUAAUAAUUAUAUCGUCAUCUACCGGGAGUUUUAUUUUACGUCAUUAUGAAACGGGCCACAUAUAAGUAAUGCAUACAUUUGUAGAGAACCUAUGUUCUCCGAUUGGCUCUCAUUUCAACGAGAUAACAAUUUCAUUAUCAGUAUUUUUUUUUUUUAUUUAGGUACCUAUACGAUAAAAUAGGUACUGUGUAUACAUAAAAGAUAGAUUGUGAGGGGAAAAAUGAUUAUGUAUGAAUGUCACGUACAUCACAAAUUUUGUAAUCUAUUUAUUUUCAUCUAAUGAGUGUUCUUUACGUUUAAAUUUUUUAUCUAGGAUGUGUAAUAAUGAGUUUAAUUAUCAAACAAUAUUAACCUAACCUAACCUGAAAUACUAAUUUGAUAUUAAAUUUAAUAUUUACCUAACCUACUUACCUAAAAAUAUUAUCCCCAAAUUUCUUCUAUGCAUGUAUUAUAAUUGGUCUAAUAUAAAUGGUAUUUUAAUAAUAGUCAUAUAAACAGUAUUUUAAAUUUUAAUAAAACAAAAAAAUGUUUAGUUUAUAAAAACUAAAACAUUUAAAUGUAAUACUGAUAAAUUGUGUAUCAACUCUACUCAUGGCACCAAUCAAUACAAUUUUAACCUAACAACAAUUGUAGUAAUUGAUGACUUUGAUGAAAGAUACAUAAUAAAUGUUUACAUAAAUUAAAAUAGGUAUAAUUAGGUAGGUUGUUACAUUACAUAAAUUUUAGGUAAAUAAUUCGGUAAAUGUCAUAUAACCCUAUAUAACACCGGCGUUUGGUGACCUAAGUAAAGAUGGCAGCGACUGGUGUCUUGACUUUUGUUUAUAAAAGUGUAAAUAGUAGUGUAUGUAAAAUGCUACUAACUUGCUGUAUGCUUGAAUUUGCUAAUAAAGUGGUUUUUUCAAGUAUGUAUAUGUAUCAGUAUUUUUCAACAUGGUCAUCUAUACAUACAAUUUUACUGCAGUAUAACAAUUAUUUUAUAAAUCGUUUUUGUAUAGAUUUCCAAAUAAUAGUGUAGUCAAAGAAAAACGGAUAGCUGCUAUAAAAAGACAAAAUUUUAUUCCAACAUAUAACAGGAUAUGUAAUAUUCAUUUCAGUGACAACGAUUUUUUACAACGACCAGAUAUUAUAAAUAAUAAACAUAAUAUAAUAUAUGAAUAAUUACAUUGAUUAUUAAUGAAAAUAUUUCUGAGUUUAUGAAUUAUGAUAAAAUUUAUGUGUGUAUAAUCAUAACGAUAUAAAAAUUGAUAAAAUACCAUAGCCUUCAAACCAAUAUAGCGGAAAAGCGGCAUAGCCUGGCCUGCUUGUGAAUUUAUAGUUAGCAAUCUAGUUUAUUAUCUAAAUCUGUGGUGACUGAUAAUUACUAUCAAUUUGAGGAAAUGUUAAAAUAUUAUAUUAUUAUGUCCACAUUAAAUCAUUAAAACCUAGGUAUAUAUUUUAAAAUAAUUAUCUCUAGUACGAAUUAAACUAUUUUUAUUCCUGAUCUCUAGUAAGGUCAUAGACAUAUCAUUAAGAUAUCUUAAUAUGUCUAUGAGUAAGGUAACUGUGUCGUUUAUUCCAGGUAGGCAGGUAAUGAUAAGAACCGUUUUUUUAAUAGUAGUUAAAUAUUUAUUUAUUAUCAAUGUUUUAAUCAUAAUUUUUAAUCAUUUUCGAAAACAGAUAUGUUGUCAGCUUAUAGAUAUAUAGCAUUAAAAGUUCGAAUCAUAGUUUUUUAUAAACUGCAAAACAUUUAAAUAAGAACUGCACAUUUUGUAUACAACUGCACAGUGCACGUUAGCGCAACCAAUGAUUUAAUCCUACAUCAGAAGGGAUAGCAAUGAAUAUAAAUUAAUACUAAUUACAAGUACUACGCAUCGUUUAAACUAGACACUUUUUGCCACCAUAUGGUAACUAGCGCUAUCUAACGGUUUUUGAUUAUUCCGUUUGAAACAUAUGCAUUGUGAUUAUAAAAAAAAUAGCUUAGUUACACAUUAAGAAUUGAUAACAAUAAAAUUUUUGUCUCUCACAUUAGUCAUUAUUCCGUAUUUAACAAUUAACAUAUUUACCUUUUAACUUUUUACCUACCUACCUAACAAAUUGUGUGCACACAAUGUUUUUAUUCAUUUUUUUCUUACUUUAAUUACGAGUUUUUAUUUAGACUUAAAAUCGAUGUAAUUUCUUUUGUUAAUUCAUUAAAACUAUUCUGAAUGCACCACAGUUAUGAUAGGAAAAUUGAAAUUGAUAUUAUUAUUUGCCAUCAUAUUUUCAAAUAGUGUUAAUGGUAAAUAUUUUAUUUGAUAUAUUAUUAUAUUAUUCAUUACUUAGGUUCAUAUGCUAUAGUUUAUUUAAGAAAUAAUUUGUACCUAUUGGUGUUAUUAUAGGUAUUCAUUAUAAAUUAUUACUAACCAAUAAUGGCCCAGUAACUACUGGUGCAAACAUCACCAUAAAUGCUACAGUUGUUGAUUAUAAUGGAAAUUGUAUUAAAGGAUCAUUGACUUUCAAAUAUAAAGAUGAUGCGUUUCCAAGACAUAUAUCUAAUGUAUAGUAAUACUUAACAGUAUAGUAAUAUACCUUAUUAUAAAAAAUUAAUUGAUUACCUCUACCUAUAUUAUUAGUAGUUUUAAAACUACAGCAUUAUAUUUUAGCAUUUAUAUUUAUAAAACUAAUUUUUGUAUUUAUAACAAAUUAGAAAGAAACUAAAAGCUGUCAAGCAAUUUUCAAUGUACCAUUUGAAACAACAAUUGGACCUUCAAUCUAUAGAUAUCAAAUCGAUGUUUUUGAACAAAUAAUACCCCUGUUAGAUAUUCCAAUUGUCAGUGAUCGUGGCCAGCUAAAUAUUACAGGUAAAUUUCAUUUCUGUACAAUAUUUUUAUGAAAUGGAUAAGGUAUGUUCAAUUUUUAUAAUGUUUUGAUAUUACAGAAUAUUUAAAUGGUCAACUUCAAGUGUUCCAAAAUAACACAAACCUUUCAAAAAAUGAUCCACAGAUUAUUUAUGUGUCUUCUAGUUUAGAAACUGUAUAUAAAAUUGAACUCAAUGCUGCUGAUAUGAAUUAUCUUAAUACAAAUAGUAAUUCGAUUACUAUUUACUGGUUUGUUGACUGUAUGUACCAUGGAAAUACUACUAACUAUACAUUUUCUAGCAAUUUUACUCAAUCCAACACACAGCAUGAAAUUCUUGGCAUUGUAGUAGCCAAUAUUGGACCUCGUCCACAACCUACACCACCAACGCCAAUAACAACUAUUGUUAAUCCCAAUAAUACUGCUAGUACUACAGUUUCUUCCAUUAGUACAACUGCGAUUACUUCUACUAAUGCCAGCAUUAGUGCUAUAAUUCCUACUGUGUCUGCUGCUGUUAUUUCUAACACCACUACAUCUCCGGCUCUUUUGAAAACUGAUGUUAAGUCUUCUUAUCAUGUAAUCAAUUUGACACACACUACAGAAUGUCAAGAAAAACAAAAUAUUGAUUUGCUUUUAUCUGCGGUUAAUUUAGAGAGUCAACAAAAAUAUGGAUAUUUUAGUCGCUCUGUAUUUGUCAAAGGUUAUUAUAUUUCUUUUUUAAAUCAUAUAAUUUCUGUUAUUAAUUUUUGAACUAUAGAAAUUUAAUAUUUUAUUUAUUUAGGUCCGAUAGCAAAUAUUAAGACUCAAGGUAAAGUGUGGAUACAAGAAGGUGAAAUGUUAAAUCUCCAAGUAAUGAUAAAAUGACAUUGUGUAAAACUUAGCACUAUGGUAAAUUAAAUAUUUGUUAUAUAUUUAAGGUGAGUUGUAAUGGUAGUGGUCCGUUCCGUUACUGUGCGUAUUAUGUACAAGGACCUCACAAUAUAACUGGUAAUGAAACAUGUCAGUGGGAAAAUAAUUUAAUCCAAUGCCAAACAGUAUUUUUUCACUAUUUUCGCCAACCUACCAACUAUACAUUAGUUGUUAUCAUAGCUAAUGAUGUUUCAAAAGUUAUAACACCUAUUGGAAUUAAUAUUUAUAAAGGUAAUUAAUAUUUUUAAAUUUUAUAAUGUUGAUAGUGCAAUGCUUGAAAUUAACAUGUUAAGUUUUUAUUUUAAGUUUUCAAAUUAAUAUUGAUAAAUUAUUUUACUAUUUUUAAUUAAUUUUAAAUUAACUUAAAGUUUGAGAUAAUAAUUUAUAUUAGUUAUAUUAAAUUAAUAAAGUUCUACUAAUGUUUUUUCAUUAUAAAUUUGUUUACUUUUGAUAACUUGUAAAAUUGAUAUACUUCAUUAAUUUAACAACCUAAAUCAAUGUUCAGAGGAUUGCAUUCAUUAUAAGAAUAUGAAUAUGAUUAUUAUUUUAAGAUUAAUAUAAUGUGUUAUUUUACGCUAAUUAAACAUCUGUGAAGUAAGUUUUUAAAUAAAUGUUUCAUACACUAUUAAUCAUAUAUAUUUUUUUUAAUUUUCAGUAAAAAAACAACCUCAGAUAUCUGUUAUUGUAGUACCUGUAACAUUCAGUUCAAUUGCUAUAAUUAUUGUUGUAUUUGGAGUAGCGUAUUAUUUUCAAAAUAGAUCAAGGUAUAAAUAAUAAUUAAGUAUUAUUUUUCAAUUAUUAUUAUUAUUUAAAUUAAAUUAAAAAAGGUUGUUGCAUUACUGAUUGUUCUAAUUAAUAAGUUUGGUUACAGUUGUAGAUAGAAGUUAGGAAGGUAAGAUAUACAGAGUAAUUCACUAAGCUACCUCAUUUUUUUGGUUAAAUUUCACAUUUAUUCAAUUUUUGAUUUUUUGAUUUUUUAAGUGUAUUUGAAGACGAUAUUUUCGAGUAACAAGAUUUUCCACUACAUUUAAGGAGUAUCUUGUGGAAAUACCAACUUUGGUUUUCUCAAAUGAGAACUUAUAUUAACAAUUCCAUAAAUUCACUUUUAAUUUUAGGUAGGUGGAGAGUAGUGUAGCACUAAUAAAACAUUGUGCACCUUGUCAUAUUAAAAAUCUCACAAAUAGACAGAGUAUUACUUUAAAUAAAUUUUGGUAUCGACAUUUUUGAUUUCUGUUAACCCGUUACCUGUUAAUGAGAUAUUCCACUUUUAAGUUUAGGUAGAGAAAAAUUAGUGGAAUAGUUUUCAAUACAACGGUACGUUGCACAUUAUUUUAUUAAUGUUCCACUACUCUCCCCCUACCUAAACUUAAAAGUGAAUUUAUGUAACUGUUAAUAUAGGUUUUCAUUUAAACAACCAAAUUUGGUAUCACCACAGGAUACAAUUCAAAUGUUGUGAAAAAUCUAAGUAUUUAAUAAUAUCGGCAUUAAUUACAAUUAAAAAUUCCAAAAGUUAGAAUUUGAAUGUAUGCAAAAUUUAACAAAAAAAAAAAUAAGGUGAGCACUCUUAGUGAACCUUCUGUAUAGAAUAGUUUAUGUUCCAUAUUGUAUGAAAUGAUAAAUCUUUUUAAAUAAAAAUGAUUCUGAACAUAGUUUGGUUAUAUAUUUUUUGAUAAAAUAAUAUUUUAAAUUUUGUUAAUGUUUAGCUACAAAAUAAAAUUGUUAUUAAAAAAAAAAAAUGAUAUCCUAUAUUUGAAAUUAAAAUGCUUUAAAUAGAUAAUUACAUUAUUCUGAAUUUUUUUAUUGUCAGUUUUUGAUUUUUCAAUGGGUUUUCGGAAAUAAUUAGGAAAACUGAAAGAAAAUUGUUAAAAUGGCAAAUAUUUAUGGAGCGCCAUGGUAUUACCAAUUUCAUUGUUUUAAUCUUUGCAACGUUUAUGUUUUCUAUUAAAUAUAUUGCCCUAAUUGAAAAAUGACAAGAGAUUGAUUUUGUUUUUUAUAAUACAUUGCUAUUAAAAAAAAGUAGUUUUUUAAUAUCUAAAGUAUUUUUCAUAAUAAUUGAGGAAAACCAAAAUUUAAAAGGUGAAAAACAUGAUUAUGUCCCCAGUAGCAGCUCUUUUAAUAUUAUAUUGAUCUUGGUAUGUUAUUUUAUAUUAAUAUUUAUUUAUUUUUUAGAUAUAUGGUUGAGGUAGCAGAUUUUGAUUUUGCCAAUAACUCAGACAUGGAAUGCAAAACAUUUAGAGAACGAUUACGCGAUGCCAUUAGUCAAGCUAUUAACCGUACAAAAGACUAUUCAGAGUAUGAUGGUAGCGAAGAACGAAUUGGUGGUUUGGAUACACCUCAGAAUCAAAAAUAUGGUAGUAUGCAAUGA
Molecule: messenger RNA, 11945 nt
Organism: Cinara cedri
Lineage: Eukaryota; Metazoa; Arthropoda; Insecta; Hemiptera; Aphididae
Source: the annotation of a GenBank genome assembly